UGUCUCCGGUGAUUUAUCAAACAAUGCGAGUUGUUCCGAAGUGGACGAAGUUUUGACAAGAUUGGCAAAGUUGUAGUGAGAAGCGAAGCAAGAACCAUGUCUGCCGACCAAGCUACAAAGCAUGUCGCUGUCAUUGGCGGGGGACUGGUGGGGGCUCUGAAUGCUUGUUUCAUGGCUAAGAGAGGAUUCAAAGUGGAUUUGUUUGAGAAACGAGAAGAUAUCCGAACCAUGGAUGUGGUACGGGGCAGGAGUAUAAACCUGGCCCUGUCUGUGCGCGGGAGGGAGGCCCUGAGGGAAGUCGGAUUAGAGGAGGUAGUCAUCAAGGAAGGGAUCAAGAUGUAUGGCAGGAUGAUCCACGGUGGGGAUGGUUCCCUCAAUGAGAUCUAUUAUGGCAGGAAAGAUCAGUACAUCAUGUCGGUGGACCGGCGAAAACUCAAUGAAGUGUUGCUGACCGCUGCUGAAAAAUACCGUAAUGUCCAAAUGCAUUUUGAACAGAAGCUGGUUCGCUGUGAUAUAAAGACAGGUGAUCUAGAAUUCAAAAGUAAAAGUGGACAGACUAAUAAAAUGUGUGUUGACCUUAUAAUCGGAAAUGACGGAGCAUUUUCUGCUGUCCGACAACAAAUGAUGAAAGACACACUGCUAAACUACGAGCAGACCUACAUACCACAUGGGUACAUGGAACUAUGUAUCCCUCCCAACUCUUUAGGAGAGUUUAACAUGGGGGUGAACUAUUUGCACAUUUGGCCGAGGAAUGAGUUUAUGAUGAUUGCUCUACCAAACCAGGACAAAAGCUUUACUGCGACUCUCUUCAUGCCUUUCGAUAUCUUUAAUAACAUCAGUACCGUAGAGGAAGCUAUGGUCUUCUUCCGGGAAAAGUUCCCAGAUUCUAUUCCACUGAUCGGAGAAGAAGCUAUAAGAGAGACUUUCAGGAAAAAUAAAGCAUUGCCCAUGGUUUCCAUCAAGUGCUCACCCUACCAUGUCGGAGGUAAGACGGUCAUCAUGGGGGACGCAGCCCACGCCAUGGUUCCCUUCUAUGGACAGGGCAUGAACGCAGGAUUUGAAGAUUGCAUUGUGUUCAACGACAAACUGAAUGAGCACAAUGAUGAUUUUGAUGCAGCCUUAAAAGCCUAUACCGAGUACAGAAAACCUGACGCCCAGGCCAUCAAUGAUUUGGCGAUGUACAACUAUGUUGAGAUGAGAAAGUCUGUAAACUCAAAGAUGUUUUUGCUGAGAAAGAAGCUGGACAAUUUCCUGUACAUGCUGUUCCCUAACAGAUGGGUUCCUCUGUAUACCAUGGUGUCUUUUUCAAGGACCCGGUACCAUGAAUGUAUCAAAAGACGGGAGUGGCAGGACAAGAUGCUGACAAAGUCCCUCAAUGUUGGUUGUGUAGUAUUGGGGUUGUCCUUCGUCUUCUUCGGACGUCACAUGCUAACCAAACAAGGGUCACUUUUGAUGACCUUGACAGAGGAUAUUGCUGGAAAUUUCAAGUCAAUGCUUAGUGCAUAGAUACAAUAUACAUGGUCCUCAUUGAUUCCCGUAUAGGUUCUGAUGUUAAAUUAGAUUCACAGAAAUAUCAGUUAGCUUUCACAGUACAUGAGACACCAAGCAAGAAAGGGAAUCUCUAAUAUCGUGUCUAGUUUAAUUUACAGCGAGGCAUAAGUCUUCAGAUCAUAUGUUUAGUAUAUUACACUACAAGGAAGGGAGUAUCUAAAAUCUUGUCCAGUUUAUAAGGCAAGAGGAAUGGAGUCUCUGAGAAAGUGUCCAAUAAACUGGACAGUGAGGAAGGGAGUAUCUAAAAUCUUGUCCAGUAUAUAAGAUAGGAGGAAUGGAGUCUCUGAGAAAGUGUCCAAUAAACUAGACAGUGAGGAAUGGAUCCGGAACUAGUGUUAAAAAUCUUGUCCAGUAUACUUAAGGGUUGAAUCUUUCUUCGGUCGAUUUCAUCGGGCGAUGAAUUGAGUUGGUCUCGAGACAAAUUCAACAAGUAGUUCAUGUUGAUUUUGUCUCAAAACCACUUAACAACUAAAUUCAUUACCCCAUGGAAUUGACAAAAACAAGAUUCAACUCUUAUAUUUCUUUUUUUUCCCCAAUAAUUGGAACCUGUGAAAUUCUAUAUAGUUUGUCGCUGAUACUGGAGCUAAUGCAAGUCUAUGUAUUGAUGUCCUGUAAUUAAUAGUUAACUUAUGUGCUUAAUUCUUGCAAAAAUUUAACAACCCUAAGAUUGUGUCCAGGAAACUAGACAGAUUAUUAGGAAGUCCCUAAGAUCUUGUUCAGUUUACUUGACAGCCAGGAAGAUCUUGUCCAGUUUACUAGACAGCCAGGAAGAUCUUUUCCAGUUUACUUGACAGCCAGGAAGAUCUUGAUCAGUUUACUUGACAGCCAGGAAGAUCUUGUCCAGUUUACUUGACAGCCUGGAAGAUCUUGUUCAGUUUACUUGACAGCCAGGAAGAUCUUGUCCAGUUUACUUGACAGCCAGGAAGAUCUUGUCCAGUUUACUUGACAGCCAGGAAGAUCUUGUUCAGUUUACUUGACAGCCAGGAAGAUCUUUCCCAGUUAACUUGACAAACAGGAAGAUCUUGUCCAGUUUACUAUAUGGCAGGGAAAUUCAGAGGAUUAAUAUUAAUACACAUUACGAUGAUCAUCUUCAAUAUUAAUUUACAUCAGCAAUCAAAAUCAGUAUCAUAUUUUUACAGACAAUUGAGUAUUGUUGUGACAGAUGUUGUCGAUAAUCACUGGACAAAAUAUAGAUAGUUUUUUUUAUACUUUUAGUACACUCAGUUCAUACUGAACUUCCAGGAACUGGUGUAUAUUGCAUGUUGGAUGUACAUGUUUGUACUACAUGUAGGGUGUUUAACAUAUAAAAUAUAUAACUGUACAAGGUUUUCUCAGUACAUUCCUGAUGUUUUGAUGAAUAUUUAAAUGUGAAUAGCUUUAAUACCUCAGAAUCAUUGUAAAUUUGGCCAAGCAUUAUCAGAUGGUGGGGCCUUCAAAUUGCCUUUUGUUUGUGGUCUAUGCAUAAACUAUUUUUGUUAAAGCGAUUUUCAUAAAAGUACAAGAUUGAACUGAUUGAAACUGUAGUUAUAAGUUCUCUUUGUCUGUAGUCAACAUUUAACCUUAUUAUUUUCAAUCAAACUCAAUGUAAAACCUGUAAAACAAAAAAAAGUGCGAAAGUUUGUUAUAACUUGUCCAUCAAAUUUAAUUUCCUCCCCCUAUUUUUCCAACAAGGAUGAAAUAUUAUAGAGUUAAAAUGUUUAGAUAAAUGUUAUUUUAUAAUCUCUACAGGAUACUAUGUUAUAAAGGUUGUGGUACAUUUCAGUAUUAUGAUAUAUGUAUAUCUAUCCUUUUAUGUAUGUAAAACCCAUAUAUCUUGUAGGUUCAUGUGAUUAAUUGCAAUCAGCUUCUGUCUGUUGUUGUGUGUUGUCUGUCCGAUCACAUAUUUGACUUCUUUUCAAAAACUGCUGAACUGAUUUUUUAAAAGCAAAAAUUUCAAGAAAGCAUUCAAAGCUAAAAAGGCAAAUCAUGUCAUUGAAAGACCUAAGAUAUAAGAUCAGAAGGAAUAAAAUUGGCUAAAAUUUCACUUUAUCCCAGUUACAUACUGGUCAAAUAUCAUAUAAUUUACUCUAGGUUAGUCUUCUAGAACAUGAGAAGUCAUAAACAGAUUUCUUAACAUACUUGACCCCUGUGACUUUGAAUAACUUUAAAUGCCUAUAGCUUCCAUCUCGGCUACCUUCUCGUCAUUUACAAGGACUCAAUGCCUUAAUUAUGGUUCUUUAAGAGAUUUAAUGGACCAUGAUGGGCGAAGAUUCAUGCAAUUGGUCUUUUUAGCAUUUGGCACAGUUGACCUAAAAACGCAGUCCGCAUACCAUUCUUUGAUGACCUGGUCAUCACUGCAGUCAAAUCUUGUAUCCCCAAAUGUAUAUUCAUGUGGACUCAUGUGAAGAUCAAACAUAUCAUAUACAAUAGUCAUGUACAUAGACUUUGACUGCAUAUUUCAGUCUUUUUCAGCGGAAUUGAGUCGCACCAUGAACUGAAAACUGGACUGAACCUGAACAGCUGGGAGUCAUUAUUAACUCCCAAAUGGUUGGUUGUACUCCCACUUUUCAACAAUUGCCCUAAGUAACAAAGUACCAAGGGGAAUGUCAAAUAUACCCCCAAAUCUAAAAUUCUGUGGGACAUUGGAGACCAAUUGUACCUGCAGAGGAAUAGCUGCAAUAGGCACUACUUCACCAGUCUUUUUGAUUCUCUGCCUAACUACGAUCUUCAUAGUUGUGAAUUUUGUUUAUGGCAAACCUUUGUUUUAAGUUAUAUGAUCUGCAUGCAGUUCAUGGCAGGGCUUGCGCUGUCUGUAGCCAAAGUAGCCAUUGGCUACUUUUAUUUUGAAUGGACUCACCACAUAUCGUUUUCUGGGACAAAGACUCUUGCGUGUAUUGUGGCUGACACUGAUUGUGUAAACAUAAUCAGGGCCGUCACAGAUAAGCAUGCGCGCUGUACGACUGCGAGCUUAUGCUUUUGUCUAAGUUGUUAAGUCAAUUAACAACUUUCAGGGGGCAAUAAUGCCUUACCUUUGUUGUUGUUCAGUUAAUCUUGGUAGAAUGUGCAGUUAAUUUCUUGACUUGGUUGUAGAUCUAUAAUAGCUUAUUCAGUUAUUGGGUAUCUGUGUAGUUCGUGACUGUCAUUGGUUGUAUGUGCAGUUUUAACUACCGGUACCAUAAGAAGUCUGUAGAUCAAACCUCGCCUUCCUUACUUUCUGUUGUGUUUGAAAUUCAUAACCGCCCGAGUUUUUGUGUCCCUAAUGAGUCACUAGUGACCCAUUAGGUAUAUAACCAGAAGACAGCUUGAAUGAAUAGCUACAUGUAUCGUUGUUCAAAUGCAUGGCCUCAAUAUUAAUGUUCUUUGAAGUUGAUAGUGAUCAAAUUUGUUAAAAUAUAUUCUCAAAUGCCAGGAGACCUAGAGUCGUAAUAUUUUUUCCAUUAUGUAUAGCUGGAAUGAAAAGGUUAUCAAAGUUGCACAGCUGAACAAACUUGACCUUCCUUUAAGGUCAAAGGGUGAAAUAUAUUAAAUCUUCAUGAUCAUUACUUCUCAAGUAACUAAGGUCAGGGGUCAUAAUAUUUCACCAGCUAGAAGCGAGGAUGGCUAUAAAAGCUGGUCAUAUACAUGACACUGAUGAUAUAUUAAAACAAAGUUCAUGCCAUUUGACCAGUGAGUAUGGUAGCUUGGAAGGAGGGCUCUCAGUUGUUCAAAUAAAUGAAUCUGACCUUUCUUUAGUAGAACGUAUUAACAUCUUACUUUCUUUUUAGUUACAGGAGGCCUAGGAUCGUAUUUGACCAGUAUAUAUGUACCUGGUAAUAAAGGCCUAGGGUUGUAUUUGACCAGUAUCUACCUGGUAAUGAAGGCUAUAAGUAUGUGUUGCUUCAAUAACAUUGAUUUUCUUUCAUUCAUGGUCAAAGUAAUCAAAUAUAUUAAUUCAAACAUUAAAACAUUCAACAUUCAAAGAACUUUUGCAGAUUCAUUAGGCCAUGGUUUGAUUCAGGUUUUAAAAGACCACUACUCCUGAGAGGUUUCCACGAUUCUAGUCAGAUUUGAUAUUUAACAUCAAUAGGUCAUGAAUAUGCAUAAUGUGUGCUCCAAAAAUCAAAUGAGGGCAAUAAGUGUUUUUUAUAUUUGAAUGACUACGCCUCAAGAUUAUAUAGUUUGCUAUAUUUGUAAAUAAAUUAGGUCUUUAUAUUCACCCAAAAAAGCAAACUGAAGGUUAUUGCCCUCCAGGAAGCAGACUUUCAGAACACUGAACAGUGCAAUUUGACUUGUUUAACAUUAAAAAAGAAUACUUCUUCCAAUUUGUUAGAAAAUUUCAUCUCAAUACUAUUUUUAUACUUAUUGACAGAUCUAGAAUAUUUGUGAAAAUGAAGCCAUGUUUAUUACAACUCACCAGAUCGUAGUUACAGUCUGUAGUAGAUAGUAUUGAGCAAUCCAGGUUUUCAUUGGAAAGUAUCACAAUUUGAACUGUAUCAUUUUUUUAUUCUUCUGUUGGAAGGGAACAACUUUUCUUCCAUAAUUGCCCAUGCUUAUCGACUAUAAGCCAUUAAAUAGCAGAGAUUUUGAUAGCCUAAAUUUCUGUCUAAUGAAAUGUGGCCAUUUGACAAAAAAAAAAAAAAAAUCAUGGCCACAAGACUUUGUGUUUUUACAUUGUGGGCAUUCAUUUGUGAUGCAAUACCAUGGUGGGUAGUUAAAUACUACAGGUCAAAAUUUCUACCAAAACUUUUAAGUGUCAUCAUUGGUAAUACUGUUCACAUACCUGUGAUUUUUGCUCUCAUCGACAAAUUCCUUAUGUGGUCCAACUCAUAGUUUCGCCUGACUUGACAGUUUAAGAACAAAGUCUCUCUAGAAAAUUUCAUAAAAGUUCUGGUUGAAAUCCAAGAACUCCUGACCAUUGUCAUGUUUGACAAGUGAGAGGUACAUGUAGGUAAAGUAUCAUUCCAGAAUGUGUGAUCACAGUUCUUUUCCUUUAAAGGUUGUUUUAUAUUUGUAAUAAAUAUUGUUUAUGUUGAUGAUAAAAAUUAAAUUCUCAUAUACCUUCAUAUUUAUGUAUUAUCUACCAUAAUUUACUGCAUUUUUAAAUAUAUAUUCAGUAUGAACUGUUAUCUGUGUGAGUGUGAAGGAAAUAAAAAUGAACAUUUUAUUUUAACAAAAUGAAA
Messenger RNA from Mizuhopecten yessoensis (Yesso scallop), 6689 nucleotides. RefSeq names its product kynurenine 3-monooxygenase-like. Gene Ontology annotation, cellular component: mitochondrial outer membrane. The coding region runs from base 97 to 1506 and encodes 469 amino acids. The transcript is spliced from 14 exons. Lineage: Eukaryota; Metazoa; Mollusca; Bivalvia; Pectinida; Pectinidae. Gene Ontology annotation, biological process: quinolinate biosynthetic process; L-tryptophan catabolic process; NAD+ metabolic process. The record is from RefSeq and is a predicted model, not a curated record. Gene Ontology annotation, molecular function: NAD(P)H oxidase H2O2-forming activity; kynurenine 3-monooxygenase activity; FAD binding.